Messenger RNA from Esox lucius (northern pike), 2491 nucleotides. RefSeq names its product G protein-coupled estrogen receptor 1 (gene gper1). Lineage: Eukaryota; Metazoa; Chordata; Actinopteri; Esociformes; Esocidae. Bases 574 to 1644 code for a protein of 356 amino acids. Gene Ontology annotation, cellular component: membrane. The record is from RefSeq and is a predicted model, not a curated record. Gene Ontology annotation, molecular function: G protein-coupled receptor activity; nuclear estrogen receptor activity. The transcript is spliced from 2 exons. Gene Ontology annotation, biological process: G protein-coupled receptor signaling pathway; cellular response to estradiol stimulus.
ACAGCUGGUUGAGCAGAAAGUGCGUUCAGUCUUAGCUAAAUAUGAGGAUUAAAAAUCGAUGGCACUCCACUAACUUCUGCUUUGGUGAUUCAGACUGAAUGGACAACAAACCAUCCACAAAAAACUCAGGUGUCACAGCAAUAGCGUCACAGGCUGAGGUUUGGUGAAUAAAGAUGCUUGUGGACUGGAGGAUACAAGCCAGCACUGGAAUCAGAACAAGUGAAAAACAAACUGCUCAAAAAAAGAGAAAGAAGCAAAGUCCCUAAGCACAAUGAAUGCUCUGAGGUUGGACCAUCUCAGAUAAGAAGGGGGAUAUCAAAACAUGGAGGUGCUGCUCUGUGUCUGUACCCUCUGGCAUCUUUUGUUAGAUAAACCUUGACAUCUACAUAGGGUCAAACAACCCUUAAAUAAUGUAUAUAUGUAGAAGAACUGACUUGUGUCAGCAAGAAAGCUCUGCCUAGAUGAGAGACCCUUUUGUGACAGAGUUUCGGCCACUGACACGAUUGAAGAAUGUAGCUGUUAUAAGCUAUUUGACCUAUGAUUUAGGACUUUCAAAGCAAAGACAAAGGCAGCAUGGAAGUGCCGACCACCUCUCUGGUUCAGAUUUAUGUAAAUGAUGCAGAGAAGCUGAAUACAUCUUACGACUACAACGUGACAGAUGCAUCUGAGCCCCCAGAGGCAUAUCAGUUCUACACCAUUGGCCUCUUCCUCUCAUGCCUCUACACCAUCUUCCUGUUUCCCAUUGGCUUCAUUGGGAAUAUACUCAUCCUAGUUGUCAACCUAAAUCACAGGGAGAAAAUGACCAUCCCUGACCUCUACUUUGUCAAUCUGGCGGUGGCGGACCUGAUACUGGUGGCAGACUCGCUAAUCGAAGUCUUCAACCUCAAUGAGAAGUACUAUGACUACGCUGUGCUGUGCACAUUCAUGUCCCUAUUCUUACAGGUUAACAUGUAUAGUAGCAUCUUUUUUCUGACAUGGAUGAGCUUUGACCGAUAUGUGGCUCUGGCUAGCUCAAUGAGUAGCAGUCCUCUGCGAACCAUGCAGCAUGCUAAGCUCAGCUGCAGCCUCAUUUGGAUGGCCUCCAUCCUAGCUACGCUGCUUCCGUUCGCUAUCGUCCAGACCCAGCACCGCGGCGAGGUGCACUUCUGCUUCGCCAAUGUUUUUGAGAUCCAGUGGCUGGAGGUGACGAUUGGCUUCCUGGUGCCCUUCUCGGUCAUCGGCCUGUGCUACUCGCUGAUCGUGCGCAUCCUGAUGCGGGCACAAAAGCACAGGGGCUUGUGGCCUCGCAGACAGAAGGCACUGAGGAUGAUUGUGGUGGUGGUGCUGGUUUUUUUCAUUUGCUGGUUACCUGAGAAUGUGUUCAUUAGCAUCCAGCUACUGCACGGCACAGAUGACCCGGCCCAACGCAGCACUUCCAGCAGCCAUCUCUGGCACGACUACCCACUGACAGGCCACAUUGUCAACCUAGCCGCCUUCUCCAACAGCUGCCUCAAUCCCAUCAUCUACAGCUUCCUGGGGGAGACCUUCAGGGACAAGCUAAGAAUUUUCAUCAAGCAGAAGGCCAGCUGGUCCGUGCUCUACCGCUUCUGCCACCACACCCUGGAUCUAAACAUCCCUGUGAGGAAUGAGGUAUCGGAGGUGUGAUGCUAUGGGAUCUUGCCUGUCUAUGGGAUCUUGCUGCAACUGGUUUUCAUAAAAGUUUUAGGAUGUCACAGAAGUUGAGUUAUAUGUAGGCUGUAGGGUCCUGGGAGUUGUCUUUAUGUUCACAAACAGGCACCAAACCCUCAAGGCUUCCAGAAUUCAGCUUUUUUUACUACUAUUAUUAGUAGUUGAGAUAUCAUGUAGGUAGGACCUUACCAAGAGACAACCAUUCUGGUUUCUGUACGCACAGCUGUAGGAUGCAUUGUUUAUCCUCUUUGUAAUUAGAUAUUAAAAUUAGAUGCCAUUGAUCUCCGUUUAGGCUGAUUCAGGGUAUUAAACACACUGACGUUUAAUGGAAUUUGCAUGACGAAACUUGAUGGAAAUACCAGAAUUUAUGUUUUUUUCAUGUAUUCUCUUACCAAAAGACACACUCAUUAUUAUAAUGUAUCAGAGCUAAACCUCUCAUAAAGCUGCUGGACAAUCUGAUCUGGGAAACGGUGUUGAGGGAACAAAUUUAAACAGACACAUCAAAGGGACUAGGGAUUUUCUUCCCCAUGACCCUGGUGCAAUUAUUGUAACACUGUAUACUGCUUGGAACUGUUCAGGUAACCCAGAGGGACUGGGACAAAUUUGUUUGCUGGCUUAUUUUUAUAUGUAUUGACAAUGGUACUUCAUUUUAAGUUGCCAUCAAAUGACAUUUUCUUUCUUCCUUUAACACUACUAUUAUUUAAAUAAAUAAAAUAUGUUUGUUUUUUUCUAAGAUGCUGUUCAGAAGCACAUCGCUGACUCCUACUGACAAGUACUGACAACCUCAUGUAUUACAAAAAUUUUUACGAUAAUGCAAAUCUAA